AUGGCCGCGCUGAGGGGCUGGCCCGGCCUGCCGGCCCUGCUGCCGGCCUUGCCGCUGCCGGCCUUGCCGCUGGCCCUGCUGCUGCCGGCCCUGCUGCUGCCGGCCCUGCAGCCGCUGCCGCUGCUGCCGCCCCUGCUGCUGCCGGCCCUGCUGCCGGUCCUGCUGCCGGCCCUGCCGCUGCUGCCGGCCCUGGGCAGGUGGGUGCGCACGGCCGGGCCCGGGGGGCUGCGGGCACCGCUGCGGAGGGCGCUGGCUUCUCUUCUCCCUUCCUCCCCCGGUCACGGACAGGUGCCUGGUGUUUCCUGCAGUGGUCUGGGCUGGGAGCCCCGUUCCCGUGCCGUGGAGCAGGUGCUCCUGCGCUGCACCGAGGGCUCCCUGGAGUGGAUGUACCCAGCACGAGCCCUGUGCUGGGUCCUGGAGCCCAGCCUGGCCAGCGCCCAGUGCUGCACAGUCUGCAUCAAACCCGCCAGCCACUUCCAGGGCGCCAGCAUCUCCGUGGAGCUCGCCGGGCAGCUGCACCUUGGCAAGCGAGGCGGAGGGGCUCGGGCCCGCCUCGUGUCCUGCUUCAGUGCCCACUGUGGUGAAAGUGUCUCCCACGACUCGGAGAACCACAUGUCCCAGGUUGAUGUCAGAGUCCAGAAGGUCUACAGGCAGAAAAACCGGAUUUUCCAGCAGGAGGAAGGGAGUGGGGAGUGGCGAGGCCCCAUCCGAACCCUUCUUCAGUGCAAGGUGAAGAAGGGAGGGGGAGAUUUCCUCUUCACUGGGAAUGAACACUUUGGGGAAGCCUGGCUGGGCUGUGCCCCUCGGUUUAAGGAUUUCAUGCUGGUUUACCAGGCUGCCAGAGCAAGGGGAGCCAACUCCUGCGAGGCUGAGCUCAACUGACAUGAGAGACACUCCUGCUGAGACCUGAAAAAUUUCAGCCCAAUCUUUGGAUUCUGAAUCUGGAGUUAAAACCAAGAGUUAAAGGACUAAAGUUAACAAUUCCACCCAAACUGGACCUGGAGGAUUUCCUGAAGAUAAUGGCUCUGUGAGCCCUGUAAAGUGACUUUUAACUCACAAUAACUUCUUUUUCAUCACAUUUUCUUUGCCUCAUAAAAUAACUCUGGAUUUUGGAAAGACAGUAUUUUGGGGAAGGUUAGAAGCAGCCUGUGCUCAGGAUUAGAAAAGUCUCUCUAACAUCUCUUGCUCUGUGUAAAUGUUAUGUGCUUUUUCUCUAGAUAUUUUUAUCCCCUCCCCAAUCUCUGCUUGAUUUCUCUUCCUUUAAAGGCAAAUGUGAAAACUUCCUCUAACCUGGGAGGAAAAAAACUACCUCUAAAGCAAAAAAAGCCCUUUCUUCAUCAAGAAUUACUUGAUUUUUAAAAUGGAAUGUAGGUGCUGUAAAAAGUACAUGCUUUUUUCUGACAUUGAAAAAACAUUAAGGAGUUUAAUACAAGCACAAACAAAAUGCAAACUACGUUGCCUCCUUCAAGUUCUGUUGAACUAAUUUAGGAUCAAGAAUUGCUCAUGAUGGUAUUUUCACCUAAAUUAUCUGCCUCUUUACAAUUAGCCUUUAUUAUUUGAUUGGCUUAGUCUGGCUAAAGCACUAAGGGAGGGUGGCUCCUCCCACCCUCCCUUAGUGCUUUAGCCAGACUCACACAAUUGCCUGUAUUUUAUGUAAAUGGAAUUGCUACACCGUGAAAUGAUAUACAAAUGUGCCUACCACCCAGAACCCAAUAAAUGGUGUGAAUAAACCCAUUAUUUCCCAUGUAAUGGCAUCUGGCUGCAGCCUGGGCAACACGGGGCUGACAGAUGUGAGCCCAUGGCAAGGCCUGGAGAAAACUGAACGAGGAGAACUCUGACAGGCCACAAUUAAUUGACUUUUGGAAUGACUCCUCUUUUCCACAGUUCUACUUGGCUGAGCAAGAUUCACAAAUUGCUGUCUUGAACUUUUUUCUGGGACAAAAUAGCUGCCAAUGAAAGUCUAAAUGACAUGAGUUUUGAAUAGAAGUCAUACAAUGACCACACUGUGACACGUUUUUAACUGACAUUGAUUAUUUGAGAAGUAGCAGCCACUUAAUUGGAAGGGAAUUAGGAAGGGGGGAAGAAAUGGGAGGGAGUCAGAGGCCUGCGUACAGAAAUACAUUGUUAAACCCUAACCAACACAAUUUUACUAAAAUAGGGAAUGUAUUGAUAAACAUUUUUACAUGUAUUCACAGAAAGUAUGAUUUGGAGUCUAAGUCAGUUGUUCUUUUUGCUGUGAAAAAGUGUUCACAAAGCUAAGUCAAGAGGAAAUGCCAUUAGCAAGGAAGAAAACAGAAUAUGAAUGUGAUGAUGCUGACUUCCCUGGGGCCUCAGUACCUGCUCAGGCCUCUGGCUGUAGUCACAGUCAAGCUUACACAGGCUUAAAAUACCUCCUUGUCUGUCUUUGGAAACUGAGGCAAAGCUCUGGCAGACCUAACUGACCUCCUAAUCCCAGGGACAGCAUGGGACAAGCAGUGAAGAUGAGGAUUUUACCCCCCCUUGGUUUUUGUAGUACCUGUCACACUGCUCAAGCAACACUGUAUGAGUCUGCAAAAUCUUCAGAGAUUUCCUUCCCCAAAACCUUCUUCAGCCCAACUCACUUGGAGAACUUUAGGUGGAAAUGUUUGACUUGUUUCAUGGAUGCUUUGGGCUGAUUUUUAAAUCUGCUGAGGCACCAGAGCAGCUCCCUGCUGAAUUGUUUUCCACUGGCCACAUGGGGAGGCAGCAGCUUGCAAUUUCACUGGAUGAAAUCAUCAGGAAUCACCACCUAUUGCUGCUUCCAGGUGUAACUUGGGCUGGCAGAUGCUGGAUCUCACCUGAGGCUUUUUAGAGCAAUCCCACACUGUGUCUUCAAUUGUCCAUCUUCCUCCAGCAUGCAGGACCAUGGUUGUGCUUACCCAAGAAGGUCUCCAGUUUUGUUUCCUGGGA
Onychostruthus taczanowskii (white-rumped snowfinch) is the source of this 2928-nucleotide messenger RNA. Its product is annotated as meteorin-like protein. Gene Ontology annotation, molecular function: hormone activity. NCBI's taxonomy places the organism in Eukaryota, Metazoa, Chordata, Aves, Passeriformes, Passeridae. The record is from RefSeq and is a predicted model, not a curated record.